Molecule: messenger RNA, 360 nt
Organism: Hyaloscypha bicolor E
Lineage: Eukaryota; Fungi; Ascomycota; Leotiomycetes; Helotiales; Hyaloscyphaceae
Exons: 4
Coding region: 1-360 (119 amino acids)
Source: RefSeq, a predicted model, not a curated record
AUGCCUCAAGAUUUGCCCCCAUCUGGCGGCUAUGGGCCCGUUCAAUACAAGAGAAACCUUCCCGCGCGGGGAUUUAGACCGGGUGUUAUGCUGUUUGCGGUGGCGGGCGUGAUGACGUUUGGAUUCUGGAAGGUUGGGAAGGGAAUUCGGGAACAGAAUGAGCUUGCGCGCGAGAAGAUGUGGUCGAGGAUCCACCUCAUCCCUUUGUUGACUGCGGAGGAGGAUAGGGAUUUGGUUAGAAGGCAUUAUGCGGAUCAGGCAAGGGAGAAGGAGCUACUUGGCAGCCAGACGAGUCCUUAUAACUCGGACAGGUUCGUACGACCCACAUUCGCAGUCACGCCGAGUCAGAAAUCGAAAUAG